This is a messenger RNA of Peronospora matthiolae, 249 nucleotides long. The record is from the annotation of a GenBank genome assembly. NCBI's taxonomy places the organism in Eukaryota, Oomycota, Peronosporomycetes, Peronosporales, Peronosporaceae.
AUGGCGGACGCUGUCUCGAAGCAUCGAGCUGAGUUUGCCUUUGCUCAGCUUGAGAACGAGAGAGCUCUGACAUCUCUUCGUGACGAGCUAAGAGUAGCUCGUGGUAUUGUUGAUCGGUCUCGGGAUGAGAUAACUGCUCUUCAGACCCUUGUCGAUGCCCACCAUCGGGAGCACAAGGCUCUCUGCGAGAUGCUUGAACGCAAGGGCGUUCUUCAUCGGAUGAAACAGCGUCCUGAUGGUAUGGCUUAA